GAGUGAAAGCAGGAGAAUGUGUAGGCUGUCAUUAACGUUCACUCUGUGACUAAAUCCAGAUUAAAGCACUGAAAAUGAACCUGCCUUGACACAAACACGUUUUUUAGAGCGGUUUUGGCUUCAUUCGCCAUGGCUAGACCAAUUCUGUUUUCUAUUUCAGUAGUAAGCGGCAUACUUGUGUGUUUCAUUCACCCUCUACCUGUACAUACACAAGGUCAAGAUGGUUCAUGCGUCCCUGAAAUCAAAGUUCGGAAGAACACUGUUCACACGGCCUCCAGAGAACACCAGUUAAACAUCAUGUGCCCUGUGACAUAUUGUAAAGAGAGUCCUGUUUUUAAAUGGUAUAAAAUUGGUGCUGAAAACAAAUAUACAGACAUCAUUGGAUCAAAUCAAGUAAAAAUUGCACAAGAACCAACAGGGUUGAAUGGCAUCAUCUCAUAUUUGAGCUUCGAGAACAUAUCAACAGAUGAUACUGGUGUUUACAGAUGUAUGAUUUCCACAUCAAACUUUUCAUCAGAAAGCCACAACAUUAAAGUCAAUGUUUCAGACUCCAGUGACCACGCCAAUGCAAACAACACCAGUGGAAUUCCAGGUAAGGUCUCGGAUGUCCGCUGGCUUCUGUAUGUCUUCAUCUGCCUUGGAAUACCCGUCCUGGUCCUGAUUGUGAUGUUGAUCUCUUUCCUGUGCAUAAAUCGAUGUUCAAGAAAAGCUAACAGCCGCAGACACAAAAAUGCAACAUUCUCUCCGAAGCCACUGAGCACCACAACAACAAGAGGAAAGACCCAGGAAUUUCCAAAAGAGGAAAAUAACCUCUAUGAUGCACCUUCGGAUGAUUUGCACUCAGAAACUUUGUAUAUACAGAACGAUCAAGAAUGCACACCAGACACAUGGAAUGGAAACAGCAGGGGUGAUGGUAAUGGAUUACGACAGAUUGUGUACGCAACUCUUCAACAUCCCACACCCCGAGAACCUCCUGCAGUCCGCCAUCAAUCAAGAGAACAGCUAUCGGAGUAUGCAUCCAUACGAAUUGGCUAAAAAAAAAUUAAAAAUCCACACACUCUAGGAAUAAUUUGGAAGGAUUUCAGAAUUUCAUUGAUCUUUGUGUUUAAGAAGCAGGGAAAUCAAUCAGAAGUGCUCUAAGCACUGUGAUAUGCAAAACAGGAGUUGUAAUUACUGUAGCUGUAGUUAAGUGCUCUCAGAGCAGAACAUAUAAUUAGACCCUUAUUGAGUAAAAGAAUUUCCAAGGACUCCAAUUAUGAUCACAGAACAGGUUUUAUUUUUCAGGUUUAAAAACGAUUGUGCAAAUACCACAUCAUACCAUCUUAAGAAUUUAUUCUUGCCAUGAGAGAAUUUCUGAAUGUUUUUGAACGUUCUACUCAGUCAGAUGUAGAUUUGAAACAUCAUGUAUAAUGUUAACAGCACUUCCAUGUCUUAAGUAAAAUUAAAUAAAACAUAAAUAUGCACAAGAGUAUCCAUACUUUUUUAUGACUGAAUUUUAGAUUCAGUCUUUUCAUUUCAAGUGGCUAGCUGGAUUUGGCUUACCUCUGUGAUAAUAAAUAAUAAGCAGAACAACUUUCAUACUAGCUGAUGGUUAUCUCCACCACUAUCCUGAGGUUUAAAAAAAUAAAUAAAAUAAAAAAGCAUAACAGUCACACUUGGAAAACAAACAAACAAACAAACAGUGUUUGAUGGUGGCACGGUGGUGUAGUGGUUAGCACUGCUGCCUCACAGCAAGAAGGUUCUGGGUUCGAGCCCAGUGGCCAACGAGGGCCUUUCUGUGUGGAGUUUGCAUGUUCUCCCCGUGUCUGUAUGGGUUUCAUCCAGGUGCUCCGGUUUCCCUCACAGUCCAAAGACAUGCAGUUAGGUUAACUGGCUACUCUAAACUGUCCAUAGGUGUGAAUGGUUGGUUCCAAGCCCAGAACUGGGAGGGUUGUGGUAGGAAGGGCAUCUGGCAUAAAACUAUGCUUCAAUUACUAUGACAUGUCAUAUUAAUUAUAAUUCUUCUCCCGUACACAUAAGUGGGAGAAGAAUUAUAAUAAUUGGUUGAGCUACAAUAAACUACGAGUUAUAGCGGGAUGGAACUGGCAAAAGUUCUAUGUAGAUCUAGAAGUUUAAUUAAAGUUAUUUAUCUGAAAAAAAUGUGCAUAGAUUGUUGUGAAAAACAUUUAAACUGAAAAAAGGUCUUUUUUUUUCCAUUUUUUUAAACUCUCUUGUGAGCUUCUGUGAGUCUGUUCCCACUGUAGUGUCAGAUUCCUGUUCUUGGCUGAAGGAAGUAUAACCCAAUAUGGUUUCCUGCUGUUGCCCAGGCAUCUGAACGUUCGUCAUAUUGUGUGGUCUGAGUAUUUUUUUCAGCUCUCCAUGAUUAGGGCCUUCCUGAGAACCCAUUCUCCUCUGACCUCUUUUACCAAGAUGACACCUGGAUAACUGCUGCUCACCAGAUGUUUCUUGCAUCAUUCUGCAAUAACUUAAGAGACUGUUGUGUGUAAAAAUCUCAUCUUCAAAAUUAAUGAAAUACUCAACCCAGUCCAUCUGCCAUGGUCAAAGUCACCAGGAUCACAAUUUUCCCCUGAUAUUUGUUGUGAACAUUAACCUAUUAACAGAUAUGCCUGAUGUGCAGAAUUUCUUUCCAUUGUGUUGCUGCCACACGAUUAACUGACUGGAUAAUUUUGUAAAUAUGAUACAUGUGUUCCUAAUAAAGUGUA
Messenger RNA from Neoarius graeffei (lesser salmon catfish), 2702 nucleotides. Its product is annotated as B- and T-lymphocyte attenuator-like. Bases 130 to 1035 code for a protein of 301 amino acids. Gene Ontology annotation, biological process: immune response-regulating cell surface receptor signaling pathway. The record is from RefSeq and is a predicted model, not a curated record. Gene Ontology annotation, cellular component: plasma membrane. Gene Ontology annotation, molecular function: signaling receptor activity. Lineage: Eukaryota; Metazoa; Chordata; Actinopteri; Siluriformes; Ariidae. The transcript is spliced from 5 exons.